AGGAGCUGCUUGCACUCGACAUUGUGCACUUCCUCUUCCAGGCAUUCUGCGAGCUGGCUACAGAGUCUCAGAUGACGCAGCUGGCAGAGCAGUGCAUGGAUGGUGCAGCCUACUUGCUGUCGUCAAAAGCUGGCGCGGAGGCUUUAUUGAGAUUGCUUGGUGUCGCGAAUGCCAAGCAGCGCAAGGCAUUUUGCAGAGACCUGAAGGGCAAAUGGGCUCCAUUGGCCACGAACUCCGUGGACUAUGUGGUCAUGAUGCGAGUGGCAACUACAGUGGAUGACACCGUGCUGCUAUCCAAGACUAUGGUUGCAGAAUGGAUUCAGGACAUGGAGACGCUUUGUUUCGACAAGUACGCGCACAAGGUGCUGGCAUGGCUUCUGAGGCCUGGUGAUGCGCACCUCUUUUCGCCCUACGAGCGAGAGUGCCUUGCGUUGCCAGCUCCAGCUUCGCAGAAGGCGCCAGCGAAAAGACAGCAAGAGCUGCUGCGCACUUUGAAGCCAGCCAUCCUUGGUGUAUUGCUACAGAAGCCUCUAGUGGCCGCUGUUGAUCAAAGCGCCAAGGAGCUGUUGGCAGCCUACCUGUCAUCUGACUGGGACGAAGCCUUGAUAGAGGCUUUGGUGACCGCCACUGUACAGGAGGCAAAGAAGGAGGACUUGGGCCUGCUGAACAAUGGCACCGCAACCCAUUCUCUGAUUGUCCUCAUGAAGCUGGAGCCAGAGAAGGGACCGCACCUCUCCCAGCAACUUUGGGAGAGAUGCUUGCGGCCACACCUAGUUGCGGCUGCUACCAGCCGGUGUGCAUUUGUUCUGCUGGACAUGCUAAAGCGUGAUUCCCUGAAAGAGUCGAUCCUGAUGGACCUGAGGAAGAAGAAGGGGGUGAUCGAGAAGGCCUUAGCCACCACUGAGGCAGCUGGCCUUAAAGUCAAUGGCGCAAAGAACCUUCUCGCGGAGGUCAAGUGACGGGGCCGGCCUCGGAAGUGUGAUCGCAAGCUGCUCACAUUUCAGUUAAUGAUGCUGGUGGGCAAUUCCCAUCUGUGGCAAAGGGGUAGAAGAGCUUUUCAUCAGACUCUCGAAGUCCCUAGCCUGUUCC
Effrenium voratum is the source of this 1089-nucleotide messenger RNA. The record is from the annotation of a GenBank genome assembly. NCBI's taxonomy places the organism in Eukaryota, Dinophyceae, Suessiales, Symbiodiniaceae.